Molecule: messenger RNA, 1141 nt
Organism: Cornus florida
Lineage: Eukaryota; Viridiplantae; Streptophyta; Magnoliopsida; Cornales; Cornaceae
Exons: 8
Coding region: 290-790 (166 amino acids)
Biological process (GO): rRNA 5'-end processing
Source: RefSeq, a predicted model, not a curated record
UAUUGUUGCUGUUAAGGCCGACCGACCAUUCAAGCUUUCUGAUUCACAUAUUGUCGACCUCCUUCAAAAACUUUAGAUUUGAGAUAUUGGUUCAAGAAGGGUCACCGCAAUUGUGCUGUAAAAUGGUUUCGCAGAAAUGCUACCAUUGAAAGUGUUCACAGUCUGCGUUCCGAGUCGCUGCCGAGAUCCGACCUUGGUACGAGUUGAAGCCUCGAUUUCGAAGGCCUUCAGUUCUCGGUCUAUAUUGAAUUGAUUUCUAAGGCCUUCAGUGCAUCAUUAAGACUAGCAGAUGAAGUACAUGAAGCCAUUCAACUUGUUCCAUGAUUUGUUGAAGACAAAUGCACUUAAACAAGGGCGUUUGCUUGGUUUGGAUGUUGGUGAUAAAUAUGUUGGCUUAGCUGUUUCAGAUAUUGAUAAUAAAAUUGCAUCACCACUAAGUGUUCUGCUCCGGAAGAAAACAAAUAUUGAUUUAAUGGCCAUUGAUUUUCAGAGUUUGAUCUCUGAACUUUCUCUGGAGGGCUUCAUUUUUGGAUACCCUUUUGAUAGGCAAAGAAACAGUCCUUAUGCUGUGCAAGUGAAGGUCUUCGUUGAUGACCUCUGUAAAACGGGAAAACUUGAAGGUUUGAGGUAUACCUUUUGGGAUGAGUGCUUCACGUCAAAGAACGUGGAAUUAUUGUUGAAGCCCUUGAAUUUGCACCCAGUGCAGUCGAAGACAAUAAUUGACAAAUUUGCUGCCGUUGGAAUUCUCCAGUAUGGAAAAUUACCGUAUGGAAAUAUAAAAGUAAGUUAAUUGUUGAAAUCCACUCAUGCCCUUCAAAUUAUAUGUGAAACACAAUGUUCUCAUUUGCAUUAGAUAUCUGAAGGGCCAAGUAAUUUUUGAUUCUGUGAGAUUGAAGAUUAGCAAAUGGGACUUUAUAAUAGAGAUCUAUAUAGGGUUAGUAUUUCUUUAAUGUUCAAGUUUUUGACAUUUCUUCUUUGAUUAAGGUCAUUUUAAAAUAUUGAGCAUUUUGGAAUUUGAACUCCUCUUAACCUUUCCGACACAGAAUUUCAAUUAAUUUUGAUUAGAUGUUUAAAUUUUAAGAUUCUGUUUAAUGUUACCGAGACUUGAAAUCGCGUUGUCCGGACUAGUAAUUUCUUGAUC